GAGACACAGAAACAGCUCCCACGUUCUCCUCCUCAUAUCUUACUUCUUUUCUUUAAUUAAUCAAUCUUAUAUAAAAUUACGUACAAUAAAUUAUUACGAAAUGCUAUAGGCAAUUUUACAUGGUAUUAUCGUUUGGCUUUAUAAUUUUUCCUUUCUAAAACCUUUGGUUUUGGCAAACUCCCAUUGACAAAAUGUUGUGUAUUCUUCCAAGGAAUAAAUUUAUUACCCUUCUUCUCUUGUGAACCUCCAUAAAUACUCUUAUCUCCAUACCCUUCUCUCUCUCUCUCUCUCUUCCCUCUUUCUUACUGGUAGAACCAAUAUCUUGAUCAUGGGAAUUCAGAAGCCUGCAUGGUUGGAUGCUCUCUACUCACAGAAGUUCUUCGUGGGUUGCUCUUAUCAUGAAACUGCGAAGAAGAAUGAGAAGAACGUUUGCUGCUUAGAUUGUUGUAUUAGUAUUUGCCCUCACUGUGUUCCAUCUCAUCGCUUUCAUAGGCUUCUUCAAGUUCGUCGAUACGUUUACCAUGAUGUUGUAAGAUUGGAAGAUCUCCAGAAGCUCAUAGACUGCUCAAAUAUGCAGGCCUAUACUAUAAAUAGUGCCAAAGUGGUGUUCAUCAAGAAGAGACCUCAGAACAGGCAUUUGAAAGGCUCUGGAAACUAUUGCACUUCCUGUGACAGAAGUCUCCAAGAACCCUUUAUUCAUUGCUCUCUUGGCUGCAAGGUGGAUUUCGUGCUGAAACAUUACAAAGACUUGUCUCCAUACCUAAGGAGAUGCAACUCUUUAACUCUCAGUCCUGACUUCUUGAUCCCUCAAGACAUGGGAGACGAUGAGACAGCUCAUUCAACGAUCGUGGACUCCGAAGAUCCGAUGAGCUGGUCGUCCGGCUCAUCGGGGUCGGAGAGUAUGUGCAUGGCAUGCACACAAGAGAUUGUACGGAAGAAGAGGAGUGGAUUAUACGUGUGUGGAAGAUCAGCUAAUAAAGUUUCAGAUGAAGACAUGGCUACUAGCAUGAGUAGAAGAAAAGGAAUCCCUCAUAGGUCUCCUCUGUGUUAAUUAGUUAUUUAAUUAAUUAAUUAGCAAAUUAUUAAAAAAAUAAUUACUACUAUUAAAAUUUUUAGUUUAAUUUGAUAAUUUUGACUGAAUUCUUCAAAUGUUCUCUCUCUCUCUUUUCAAUUUAAGUUAAAUUAAUCACUUGGUCGGGGAAGUUUUGUCUUAAUGGCAUCACGUGAUUCCCAAUUCCAAGUUAUGGUUUUGUACAUUUUUCCAAGUUUUUUUUAUAUUUUUUAUAUGAUUAUAUUUAUUAAUUAAUAUUCCUGUC
This is a messenger RNA of Manihot esculenta (cassava), 1316 nucleotides long. RefSeq names its product protein RGF1 INDUCIBLE TRANSCRIPTION FACTOR 1. Bases 329 to 1051 code for a protein of 240 amino acids. NCBI's taxonomy places the organism in Eukaryota, Viridiplantae, Streptophyta, Magnoliopsida, Malpighiales, Euphorbiaceae. The record is from RefSeq and is a predicted model, not a curated record. The transcript has 4 exons.